Molecule: messenger RNA, 876 nt
Organism: Zeugodacus cucurbitae (melon fly)
Lineage: Eukaryota; Metazoa; Arthropoda; Insecta; Diptera; Tephritidae
Gene: MagR
Product: iron-sulfur cluster assembly 1 homolog, mitochondrial
Exons: 5
Coding region: 159-551 (130 amino acids)
Biological process (GO): iron-sulfur cluster assembly
Cellular component (GO): cytoplasm; mitochondrion
Molecular function (GO): 2 iron, 2 sulfur cluster binding
Source: RefSeq, a predicted model, not a curated record
CAGCUGAUUGCUGUCACUCGUUUACGGUCGAUUAUGAAACGGAUUGCUGAUAAAAGAGAAAGUAAAUAAGAAAAUUUGCUGUUAUGAAUUAAAUUGUAAACGUGCGUGCACAUCAAAUAGUCAUAUAAUUUAAAUUGAAAUAAAAACGCGUACAAAAGAUGUCAACAAAAGUGGUGGCCACAGCGACAGUGCGCGCACUGAAGGGACGCAAAUUGUUGCCGACACGAGCAGCUCUUACACUGACAAAUUCCGCAGUGAACCGCAUUAAACAAUUGCUGAAAGAUAAACCCGAGUUUACAGGUCUAAAGGUAGGAGUGCGGCAGCGUGGAUGCAAUGGACUUUCCUACACGCUGGACUAUGCAAAAGAAAAAGAUAAAUUCGACGAAGAAGUAGUACAAGAUGGUGUCAAAGUGUAUAUUGAUAAGAAGGCACAAUUGUCUCUACUUGGCACCGAAAUGGAUUUCGUCGAGUCUAAACUAUCCAGCGAAUUCGUUUUUAAUAAUCCCAACAUAAAAGGCACGUGCGGUUGUGGUGAAUCGUUUAGCUUCUAAUUAAAUGCGGAACACUGUUGGACAUUAUAAUAUUUAAGCGCGCAGUUUAGAUUUCUUCUAGGAGCUAGUAGUUAAUAAUAUAUGUACUCGGAAAGAUACGCAGCUCUUCUAAACGCUCUUAAGCAUAAGUCUGCUUUAAACUAGUUUAAAAUUGUCGGUUAAGUACUAGUUUUGUGAUUACUAUUUGUUUUCAAAUGAGUUGAAACAUAUGAAGAUAUUUAAAGAUGUUAGUUCUAUAAAUAAUCGAAAAUAAAUAGCUGUUUUAAAGCUUCAGGCAGAAAAUCAAAGUUGUACACUAUAUAAAAGUAAAGAGAACAUUAAUGCA